Messenger RNA from Hyalella azteca, 2839 nucleotides. It is a transcript of the gene Elp2, whose product is annotated as elongator complex protein 2. The coding region runs from base 305 to 2821 and encodes 838 amino acids. Gene Ontology annotation, molecular function: protein binding. The record is from RefSeq and is a predicted model, not a curated record. Gene Ontology annotation, cellular component: elongator holoenzyme complex. Lineage: Eukaryota; Metazoa; Arthropoda; Malacostraca; Amphipoda; Hyalellidae. Gene Ontology annotation, biological process: tRNA wobble uridine modification. The transcript has 17 exons.
CACGGCACAGACUUAGUAAUUCUAUUAUUGAUUUAUCUUGCGUCGUAUUUUCAGAUACUGAAUAACAUAGAGAAAUAAAGAAUCUUACCACUCGGUAAUCUGUUUAGUUUUCAAAGAGGUAGCUAGUCAGUUUGAAAAAUCAUUUUCAUGAAGAAAGACAUCAUCAUGAAGUGAGGGCUCUACCGUGGUGCAAAAGCUGUGUACUCGGAGGAUUGAAACUGAUUUUAACACGAAUAAUAUACAAAAUACCAACUGAAUAAUUAGCAGUAUUCGAAGAUCGAGAGAUCGUCGAGUGCGGCCAGAAAUGGAGGACGCGCCCAGUGCUCGGUGCGUGUACGUGAGCGGCGCUGCAGCCUGCCGUCGUGCUGUGGUUGCCUACUGCCCCUCCGCCCGUCUUCUGUUCUACGCUACUGCUGGCCGAGUGCUGGCUUACUGCCCACAGGCUGGUCGAGUCGUUGGUUUGUCUGAAGACCGAAGUGAAGGUGACAUCGUGGGCCUGAGGUUAGUGUCAGGGCGGUGCCUUACCAACGACCUGACGGCUUUGCUGAGCCUCCACACUUCGGGUGCCGUAGCGGUGUGGCAUCUCAGUAAACCCUGUGUCGACAACGCUUACGUGGACCACGUCCUUCACAGAGCAUUACAUCUGCUGGGUCACCACAAGGGCAGCAUCUCCAGCGGGGACGCUUGUUAUCUCGACAGUUGCUCCGGGUCUCGUCUGCUCAUCGUCACAGCUGGCACCGACCACGCCCUUAACUUCGUCACCGCCUGCAGCACGUCGGGCAAUGUGCUGUCCUCUAGCAGCGUGAAGCUUCCUGGCAGGUCGUUAGUGCCUGAACUUCGCCUUGUGCCUCUGCCCUCUGCGGCCGCCACGCCUAUGCCGCUUUUGCUAUGCGGCGGAGACGACUCUAAGGUCCACGUAUGGGCGUCUCAUAUCGGUCAGCUUGUGGGGGACGGAAGUGAAGACCUGCAGUACAAGCGAGUGGGUGCCUUGCCGGGACAUCGCGACUGGAUAACAGCGCUUGAUUUUGUUUAUGUUGGAGGAACUGUGAUGUUAGCUAGUGGAAGUAAGGAUGGCGGUGUCCGAGUAUGGCGGUUACGUUUAGACCAGCCCUCAGCUCCUGACUCCGGCAGCGGCAGUGUCGCCCUCAGUGAGAACGGCUGCAACGGCACGGCAAGACCCGACGACGGUGAUACUCUCAUCGCGGAUACCGACUGCGGUGUCGAGACACUUAAGGUUCGGCCCGUGCCUUUGGGCGCACUCGGGACUGCGACUCUGGAGACUGUGCUCUCCUGUCACGAGGGCGCCGUAGCACGCUUGUGCUGGCUGCAACUGCCAGGGCUGCAAGAGUGUAACCUACGGCUGCUAAGCUGCACGCAGACAGAGGAUCGCUCCAUAGUCAUGUGGCAGCCUCAGUCCUAUCGUCAUAUCGCCUCCUCCGAUGCCACAGAAGGAGAUGACAAUGACGGUGACGUUUGGGUGGAGGCAGCAAGACUGGGGGAGGUCGGCGGCAACAGGGAAGGCUUCUUCUCUGCCGUCUUCAGUUGGGACGGCAGUGCGGUCUACGCGCACAGCUACCAGGGUGGUAUUCAUGAGUGGCGUUUGGAAGGAGAUAACUUCUGGGUGCCGCAGCCAACGGUGGCAGGACACUUCAGGCCUGUUGUCGACUGCGCCUGGGAACCCAAGGGAAGGUACCUGCUGACGUGCAGCGAGGACCAGACCACGCGUCUGCACGCCAAAACUACAGACGGUGCCUGGCACGAAGUCUGUCGUCCGCAGGUGCACGGCUACGACAUGAGCUGCGUCGCUUGCCUGCCUGGUCUCAGUUUCGUCUCGGGCGCCGAAGAAAAAGUCUUGAGAGCAUUUUCCGCUCCCACAAUUCUGGCGGAGAAACUUGCUACUUCCUGUGGCUGGGAGCCGCUUCUUGAGCUUGAAUCGAGAGACUUCGUUGACGCCGCUGCUGUUCCAUCCCUUGGACUCAGUAAUAAGAGUUUGAGUGAACAAAAUCAACCUCGACCACAACAACAAACUGAAUCAUCGCGACCCACCGAAGACACGUUGAUGGCCGGCACGCUGUGGCCUGAGGUUGCCAAGCUCUACGGCCACGGGCACGAGCUUAUGGCAGUGGCCGCCACAGCGCGCCACAUCGCUACUUCUUGCAAAGCUGCCACGCCACAAGACGCAGCUAUAAUUGUUUGGAGUGCCAAGUCGUACCAGCAAUUACAAGAGCUGCACUACCAUCGCCUGACGGUGACUCAGCUUAAUUUUUCCAGCGAUGGUUCCAAGUUACUAGCGGUGUCCAGGGACAGGAGCUGGUCCAUCUAUGACGGUCAGCUGUCAGAUGAAUUCACGCUUUCAUUUCAUUCGGGUUUGUUGGAGAAGAGUGUUCAGCACUCACGGAUUAUUUGGGCGUCAAGUUGGGCUCCUGGCGACACAGCUUUUGUCACGGCAUCAAGGGAUAAGACAAUCGCUGUAUGGCAAGCCAGUGGAGAUCGGGCAAGAGAUCAGAGCUGUGGGACGUUAUUGUGGCGUCGUGCAAACACGCUGCGGGAAGAGGAUGAAGUGUCCGCAGUGGCUGUCACUGCGACCCACCGUCAAACAGAAUGGCUUAUAGCUACAGGGUUAGUAAAUGGAGAUGUCAAACUACACGAAUACAAUGAGCAGCGAAACGAAUUGAUUGCCACUACAACUCUGACGCCGGCGCAUCAUGCAACAGUCCGACGACUAUCAUUUUGUCCGCCGAAGGAAGGAAAUUCGAUACUAGCAGCGUGUGGCAACGAUAAUUUGGUGUUUCUGUACAUUUGUCAUACAUCGCAAAAAUAAAAAUUAUCAAUAUCCUGA